UCAGGGAUAAGUGGGAAGCUGAAGGACGACGCAGCGUGUUUCUGCAUCUCCACAGCCUUUGAGGGCACUUACCUGGACUCUUACUACAUCCAGGUGAAUAAUGUAAAGAACCCACAGAUUGUCCGUCACUCGAUCCCCGCCUUCAUCCCGCUGCACGACCUUGCCAAGGAGCACCUGCCGGCUGCCCUGAAGAAGCUCCUUCAUGUUUUGUUUGAGCGACUGAAUGGCUAUGCGGGGCGAAAGUUCCAGGCCGAUCGGGCAGAGAAAAUAUCUCCUGUGUAUGUGGAGGGGUCUCUGCAGAAGAAUUCCCUGUAUACUGUUCUCUCCUUCACUUACAACGUAACCGUAGAGGGUCAGAUUGUCGGCUUUGCUGCUAAAUUGCUCUACGCAGACCUCGCUGACACCCUUCCCACAGAGGUGAUGGUCACAUGUUCAGGUAACUGCAGUCUGAUUGGUCUUUGUGUUUUCUGUUGCUGUUUUUCUCCGCAUGGCAGCUUUAAAGAGAACCGGUAUGUGGAUUGA
Staurois parvus is the source of this 522-nucleotide messenger RNA. The record is from the annotation of a GenBank genome assembly. Lineage: Eukaryota; Metazoa; Chordata; Amphibia; Anura; Ranidae.